Closterium sp. Naga37s-1 is the source of this 2340-nucleotide messenger RNA. Lineage: Eukaryota; Viridiplantae; Streptophyta; Zygnematophyceae; Desmidiales; Closteriaceae. The record is from the annotation of a GenBank genome assembly.
AUGGCGUCCGCGCUGGUUCUCGCGCGCCAGAGAGGCCCGGCGGCAGCAAUCUCCCACCUCCCCGCGCUCGCCGCCCUGGUACCGCACGUGCUGCGCAGCUGCGAGCUCCUCGCCUCUCCAUCGCGCUCCUCGCACACGCUACCCCCGACCCUUACAGACGCUUCACCCGCCGCGCCCGAUUGCGGUUCGCCAUGCGGACCUUCGUUGGAGCGCGUCGACCCUGUGGCCACCGCAGCUGCUUCUCCGACCCCCGCGCGCCCGCGCCACUCCCUCUCUUCUUCCUUCUCCGCCCGUCUCGCCGCCCACCGCCUCGCGCGCAAGUAUCUCGGCGCAUCUGCGCGCACACUGCCGUGCCCACGCGCCACUCCACCGCCCCUCGCCUUCUCAUGUCUGCCCAACCAUCAGCCCUUGGCGUCCAGACCGCCCUCCCCCCGACCCCCCGCCGGCGCCCACUCGCUCUUCCGCACCGCCCCCCUGCCCGCCGCCUUCCACGCUCUCCCCAACGCCUCGCACCGCCUGCCGCUGACCCACAUAGCCCCGCGGCCGUCCUUCCACCUUCCCACCGCCGCCUUCUCCGCGUCGGCGGCGGAACCACCUGAGGCUGCGGGGGAUGCAGGGGAGGGGGCGGGGGCGGAUGCGGAAGAGGCGGAGGAGGCGGAGGAGGGGGAGCGCGAUGAGAUGGAGUACGACGUGGUGGUGGUGGGCGCGGGGCCCGCGGGGCUGGCGGCCGCGAUUCGGCUGAAGCAAAUGGACGAGGGGCUGUCCGUGUGCGUGGUGGAGAAGGGCGCGCAGGCAGGCGCGCACACCCUGUCGGGGAACGUGUUUGAGCCGCGCGCGCUGGACGAGCUGCUGCCGCACUGGCGCGACGAAGGGGCGCCCAUCAGCGUGGCAGUGACGCGGGAUCGCUUCAUGUACCUGACCAAGUCGCUGGCCGUGCCACUACCACCGGCGUCCAGCAACCACGGCAACUACGUCAUCAGUCUGAGCGAGCUGGUGCGGUGGAUGGCGGGCAGGGCGGAGGACAUGGGCGUGGAGAUCUACCCGGGCUUCGCUGCCAGCAAGGUGUUGUACUCGUCAACACACGGGUGCCACGAUCAGAGGAGGGUGAGUGGCAUCGCCACCAACGAUGUGGGCAUAGCCAAGGACGGCUCGCUCAAAGGCUCCUUCCAACGCGGCAUGGCGCUCAAAGGCCGUCUCACCAUUCUGGCCGAGGGCUGCAGAGGGUCGCUGUCAGAGGAGGUGAUGGCGGCAUACUCACUGCGCCUCAAGGCGGGCGCACAGCACCAGACAUAUGCACUGGGGGUCAAGGAGGUGUGGGAGGUGCCAGAGGCGCAGCACAGGGCGGGCGAGGUGGUGCACAGCAUAGGGUACCCGCUGGACACACGCACGUAUGGAGGGGGGUUCCUCUACCACAUGGACCGCAACAUGGUGGCGCUGGGGCUGGUGGUGGCACUGGACUACCGCAACCCGUACCUCAGCCCGUACCAGGAGUUCCAGCGGUGGAAGCUCCAUCCAUCCAUCCGGCGAGUGCUGGAGGGGGGCAGAGUGGUGCAGUACGGUGCACGCACGCUCAAUGAGGGGGGCAUGCAGUCUAUCCCAGGGCUGGUGUUCCCAGGCGGUGCGCUGGUGGGGUGUGCUGCGGGCUUCCUCAACGUGCCCAAGAUCAAGGGCACACACACCGCCAUCAAGUCAGGCAUGGUGGCAGCAGAGGCGGCAGCAGCAGCGCUGGCAGCAGGGGGCAGCGGUAGGGGCGUGGAGGCGGAUGCAGCGGUGGAUGCACACAUGGCGGACACGUACCCUGCUGCCCUGCGCUCCUCCUGGCUCUGGGAGGAGCUGCACCGCGCCCGUAACAUCCGACCCGGCUUCAAGCAUGGCCUUGUGCCCGGCAUCAUCAACGCAGCUUUUGAAACGUACAUCACGCGCGGUCGCUCCCCGUGGACUCUAGCCCAUCAUGCAGAGCGGGACAACGAGACACUCGUUAAGAUAGAGGAUGCGAAGCCCAUAGACUACCCCAAGCCCGAUGGGGUCAUCACAUUCGACAUCCCCACAUCGCUCUACAGGAGCAGCACGAACCACGAGCACGACCAGCCACCGCACCUGCGCCUGAGGGACCCCGCCGUGCCCACCGCAGUGAACCUGCCGCUCUAUGGUGGACCCGAGGGGCGCUACUGCCCUGCCCGCGUCUAUGAGUAUGUGGAGGAUGAUAAGGGGCAGCCAUCACUCAGCAUCAACGCUCAGAACUGCCUGCACUGCAAGGCAUGCGAUAUCAAGGACCCCACGCAGAACAUCCAGUGGACCGUGCCUGAGGGUGGGGGAGGGCCUGGAUACACGGUCAUGUAG